AUGGGAAAUAUCAUCAGUGGUUCUUCGUCCAACACCGCCACCUCUUACAAAUGUGAUAUUGGGGAUAGAACAAUGGAAAGUAAAAGUGCUUUAAGUGAAAGUAACAAAGAUUUUUUAGAAGAACAAUUCCAUGAUACUGUAAGUGAAGAUGAGGAACGAGCAAAAGUUAAAGAAGAAGAAAUGAAUGAAUUUAAGAAAGAACUAAGUCUGAAGCGAGAGCAAAGACGCGAAAUAUUAGCUAAACAUAAAUCUGAUAAGUUAAGGUUAGAAAACGCACUGGAAGAAGAAAGAAAGUCAAAAUUGGAGCUUUAUGAACAAAAUAGACAUCUCAGAGAUAUCCUACUUAGGAAUGAUAUUGAGAUACCAGAGAAUCUACCAAAUUAUAAAGAAUAUUCAAUGUUUAAAGACACACUCGAUCAAUUGACGCAGGACAUGGAAAACCAAAGAGCUAAUAACGUUAAACUCAGAUGUGAUCUAGCCAGUUCCCACAGUGCGUUACAAGCAGCGUUUUCCGAAAUGGCGGAUUUAAGUGCUCAGAAUACAGAAUCUUUAAAGCAAAUAAAAGCCUUGAAAGAAGUGGUUGCUGUAAGCAAAACAUUAAUUUCAUUACGUGAAGAUCAACUCACUGAGUUAAAAAAUAAAUUGACUGAAAUCGAGCAGUCUCUCGCUGAUAGAGAAGCAAGCAUGCUAUCUACAGAUCUACGACAAGAGUACGAACGUCAGCUGCAAAAUAUUAGAACUUUGCGAGGGCUUUAUGAGGAGCGUGCGCGAUUAGCAGAAGUAACAAGACAGGCGCUUGUAAGGGAAUUGGACGACCAAAAAUCGCUAUAUCAAGCAGAAAACACAAGAUGUACUCAACUUAAUUCUGAAGUGGAAGAAUUGAAAGAGAAAGUGUCUAAACUGGAAGAAGAAAUCGACGUUAAGAAUUACGAAAUCUCUGCUUGUAAAGAGGAAUUAGAAGUAACGAAGUCAGAAAUGUUGGUUGUUAACAAGCUAUUCUCGCAAGUAAUCCUAGGUUAUAAGUCUAAAAAAGACCUAGAUCAACUAGUGACGAGAUUGGAAGAGAAUCACGGUAUUUUAAUCCACAUGGCAGAACAAGAGAAAGGGUCUGACAUCUCUUCGGCAUUACCGAAAUUACUUCUAGAGUUGGUUAAUCAAGUUGAUGAUAUUAACGAGUCUGAAACCAAACAACUGAUAUCAGAAGUUAACGAGAAAGGCGAAGAAGUUCAAGAACCCAAUAAAGCCGAGGAAAUUGUCCAAAAUCUUCCAAAAGUUUGGAAAGUUCUAAUAGAGCUUUUAAGCCACCAAACGAAAUCAACAACGAACGAAGCCGAGAAAGUUACUACAUGCUACAAGUCUGUGGAAACUAAAUCUGGGCCAGUCCUUGUACCCAGUGUUAGUCAGACGUAUAUUAGAUUAAAGGACUUGAUCAUCGAAAAACUUAGUCUUAUAAAAGAGGUCAAUCGUAUGAAGCAACUCAACACUCAUUUGGAAACGAGGUUGCAAGAACAAGAAAAACGUCUAUGUCUUGUUACAACUGAACUUAGUAAGACAUGGCACGUAGUAGGCCGAUUGCGCAAGCAUCAUCAUCAACUUCACACUCAUGAGAAAAUACUCAAAUACGAAUUGCAGCAAAAACGUAAACUGUUGAAUGAAUUAAAAGAAGAACUUGAAUACUGCAGAGAAAAGUGGGAGCAAGCAAGAGAAAAGAAUACUCAAACAGAACAAGACUGGAAAAAACUCAGAGCAGAGUUUUCUAGUAGAAAGUUAAAAGACUCGACCACUUUCAGUCAUUCUGCUGAAAGUGGCUACAGUGAUGAGAGACCGUCAGAGGAAUCAUCAGAAUCAAAUGAUGAAAGUGAAUAUAUUCCCGAUUCAAAGCUAAAAAGCAGAAAAAAUAAAAAGUCGUUUGAAGCAGCAGUAGAUUCAAGUGCAGAUCUAAAUUUAGCUGAAAGAGAAGAUCCCGUGAGUGAUAUGAUUGAUGUCGCUGAUCUUUCUUUGGAUACACAAGAUGAGAGUCAUGAAAUUUAUGAUGAUUCCUGUAAUAGUGAGGUGUUAAAAAGCGAUAGGAUUUGCGACGAAACGGAAGACGAAGCGAUUGACAUUUGUAAUGAUUCCUCUCAUGAAGAGUUUUCCACGGCGGAAUCUAGUUCAGAUUUAUUAAAUACUGAUGGAAUACUAAAGGAUGAAGACAAAACUUCAAGACACUUUGAAGAAGUAUUUACAUCACAGGGUCAAUCGACACAGCCUCAAACAUCUGUUGAUACAAAUCAGGCACAUAUAGAUGAAGUAACUCAACUUGAAGAAGAACCAGAAAAUAAAUAUAAAGAUAUAUUAAAAAGUAUAAAGCAGCAGGAUCAACGUCUUCACCUAAAAGAUAAAAGGUUAGAUGAACUAGAAACUAACUGUACAGCAGUCGUAACAAAUAUAACGAAUACCCUAAAUGAAGGACAAGCUAUUACUGAAAAGUUAGAUGCGUUACAUGAAAAAUAUGGUAAUAAAUCACCUUUGAUUGCGCAAGACAAUAAUGAAGGCACUGAGGCAGGGGCUUCAACAAGUAAUCCUGAUGUUGAUUUGAAAAGCAUUUUAGAGGAUAUUAAAAAGCAAGAUGAAUAUCUAGCAAAAAAAGAUGAAAGACUUCUCAAUUUAGAAACUGGUUGUUCAGAAGUAGUUGCAAAUAUACAGACAGUCGUUGAUAACAGCGAUGAACUUUUAAAACAGAUAAAUACCGUUCACAAGCAUUACAAUACGGAGGACAAAGUUGAAGAGCCAAAUGAGAAUAAAACACUAACAGAAGCUUCAACGUCCAACGAUCAUGAAGCGAGAUUUGCAGCACGAGAUCUCCGAUUAAAAAGACUAGAGGAACAGACGAAGUCUCUUGUAAAUAAAGUCAACGAUACGACCACAAAGGGUGUAAAAAUACAUUAUAAAUUGGAAGAACUGCACAAUAUUUACGGAUCUGAACAUUCGCGUUCCGGUACUCCUUCUGAGGAAACAGGUGAAACACAAAGCAAUGGCGAUGAAAAGGAAAGCGAAAAUAAUUAA
Molecule: messenger RNA, 3045 nt
Organism: Pieris macdunnoughi
Lineage: Eukaryota; Metazoa; Arthropoda; Insecta; Lepidoptera; Pieridae
Source: the annotation of a GenBank genome assembly